GAGAAAAUGGCAGACGUCUCUUUGGAUGAAGUGAUACGACAGCGCGGUAUUAACCUCAAGGCACCAGCUAAACGCCCCAUGUUCGGACGAGGUGCAGGAGGAGUUGGCAAGAGUUUUGAUGCCCGACAAAAGAUUGGUGUCAACGAUGUCAGGCAGCGGCUUGGAGGAGGAGCAGGAUUUCAAGUGAAAGAUGCCAGAGAAAAGCUUGGUCAGAAAGAUGCUCGCUUCAAAAUCCGUGGCAGGGGAGGAGCAGGCGGAGUGCAGGAUGCUCGUCAGAUGAUCAACUCACGCAAACAGGGGCAGAGUCAGUUUGGUGUCCCUGCACAGACCAUGCAAAUGACAGCUGUAACACACCAACUACAGAGCCAGACGCUUGUGCCACAGAUACAGAUUCACACUAGCAACCAUCUUGCUGGUGUGAACACAAGGCAGUUUGGCCCUAAUGUACAAGGACUGACUGUGAGGGGCAGUGCAACGCCGCAGCUGAGCAGUAAUAAGAGAAUGAUGGAUGCUCGUGAUAGGCUGAGCCUCAAGAGAAGCAUCGGAGGAACACAGACACAGUCAGCUGCUGCACCACCCCUAAAAAUUACCAAGACCAUCCAGCAGCGUCCAGUAGGGAUGUCAGGUGGAAUACGUGCAGCUACACAGCCUGUCUCAAAUGAGCAUGAUGGCAUCUCCAGUAAACAAAUUAAGAUCACUACAACUAAUAGUAUGCUACAAUCACGGUCUGGUGCACUGGGCUCCACAUUCUCCAUGUCAGCCCCAAUCACCAAGGUGGUUAAAAAUGAUGCAUACACAGCACCGUGUCCUCCUGUCCCUGUGGCUCCCACCCGGCCCAACACCAGCAUGGCUGCUGCCAGGUCCUCAGCUGCAGCUUUACAACCAGUCUCCAGGACUCUGCAGCAAAGUGCAACAGAAACCAGCACAACAGCUCCUACUCCCCCUCAGCCUGCUUUCAGUCCUUUGGAGGGGACAAAAAUAACAGUGAACAACCUGCAUCCCCGAGUCACUGAGGAAGACAUAGUUGAGCUGUUCUGUGUGUGUGGAGCCUUGAAGCGAGCACGACUGGUGAAGGUGGGCGUGGCUGAAGUGGUGUUUGUACGUAAAGAGGACGCCGUGAGCGCAUACAGGAAGUACAAUAACCGCUGCCUGGACGGCCAACCCAUGAAGUGUAACCUUCACAUUCAGGGAAAUGUCAUCACUUCUGAUCAGCCCAUUCUAUUGAGGCUCAGUGACACUCCAGGCACAGGCGGCGGUACAAAAAAAGACGGUCUGCCUUCCUCUUUAGCUCGCCCCUCUGGGCAGCGAGCCUCCUCUCAGCCCACUCCAGAGGUGGACCCCCAGACCAUCCUCAAAGCUCUGUUCAAGUCCACCACCCAGUCAGCCUCCACCACUGAGCCCCCCAGCUCGCAGGCCACUGCCUUUCGCAUCAAGAUAUAGCUCAUGUCUAGCGUGAAUACACUGUUCAUAAACAUAUAACUGCAUUCUCAGUGUUCACAUACAAACUGUGUUUUUCGCCUUGACAGCAGGCCGCCCGCGUCCUCUCAUAUGAAACUGAUUUUUACACAUUUGAUAUACAUGACUUCUCUGAACUUGAAAUUCAUGGACAAGCAACAUCUUGUUUUCGGUUUCGUGGUAUCCGAAUGUCACCUGUUUGUUGCUGAGAUGGACCAGUGGAAGGAAGUGCGAUGUGAUUUGUUGUUUUAUCCAAUGUUGUGGGGGACGCCAUAUCAAGCAGGAUGUGUAGGGUUUUUGAAUGAAUGACGUCUUUUGAUGCCAGCCUAUUUGGAUAUCUUGAGUUUUUUUUUUUUUUUUAUUCUCCAGUUUAACUCCACCUACCCUGCCUUCCAAAAAAACAAAACAAAGAAAGAAAGACCUAAAAAAAGACCAAUUGACAGACAUUAAGCAACAUUGUCAUUACUGAGAGGUACAUUGUGUUUAAGGUCCACACAUGUGUGUUCAGUUACAUUGUACCUCAUUUUGGAUUUUCCCGGGUGUGUACAGACUGUAGAGAUAAAAGGGAAUAUAGAAAAAAACAACACAAUACAGUAGACACCAUGUCUGUCCAGUUAGGCGGCACAGUGAAGUUGUCCUUAGCAAAUCCUCGCCACAACCCUUCCUGACUUCAACCUGAGAAAAGGUCUUCCUCGCCGAAAUAACUAAAAAAAAACACUUGUGAUUAAAUCAGGGAUAGACAAAAACUAAAAUACCAUACCAAUUUCAAUAAACUAGUUAUCAGUCAUGUUGGUAUUUUUGUUGGUUUUUAACCAUCGUGGUGGCAUCCAGACUCUUCUGUGCUCUGUGACGGGUUUUACUCGGUUGUCCAGUUUUGAAGCAGUAUGUGUUUAAUUCUUUCUAGUAUACAUUACAUGUGAUUAAUUUUCAAAGACUGUAAAUUACUUUCUGUUGCUUUCUUGGUGUGUCAGUCAAGAAGAUACUGGAGAGGUCAGAUCUGUCUGUGAAAUGUUGCCAUUAAAUAUUUAGCUUUGUA
Molecule: messenger RNA, 2491 nt
Organism: Chelmon rostratus (copperband butterflyfish)
Lineage: Eukaryota; Metazoa; Chordata; Actinopteri; Chaetodontiformes; Chaetodontidae
Gene: poldip3
Product: polymerase (DNA-directed), delta interacting protein 3
Exons: 10
Coding region: 7-1440 (477 amino acids)
Biological process (GO): mRNA export from nucleus
Cellular component (GO): nucleus
Molecular function (GO): mRNA binding
Source: RefSeq, a predicted model, not a curated record